AUGGAGGAAGAGAACAUGACCGCGGAGGAGCUCCACAGGUUCACCAAGGCUCUCCAGAACCACGAGUUCAGGGCACUGCUGCAUGACUACGCCCAAGAAAUAUCAGACCCCGACAACAGGAGGGUGUACGAGGAGGAGAUCAAGCUACUGGAGCAGGAGAGGGGGAACAGCGUGGAGUUCAUCCACCCCACACCGUUCAGGGCCGUGAAGACCAGCCUGGACGGACAGAGGAAGUGCUUCAUCAACAUCUGCUCCUGUGACAGGGUCGGGAAGCCUGAAUGCAGGAGCGGCGUGUCGGAGGAGGGCCGCAGAGGAUGGUGCUGGUCCCUGCCUCACAGCCUCCAUCCUGGGAGGCAGGACACAGAUGGGAAAGGGAACAAGAUAGUGAUUUACGAUGUUGUUUUUCACCCUGACACACUCCACAUGGCUGGCAAAAACAAGAGAUUUAUGGAUAUGGUGGAUGAUGCAGCCAUCCGAGGAAUCCAGGGAGCCUUUAAAGUGACCUUGGAUCACAAGAACGUGAAGGAGGCGAGAACAAAGUACAAGGGCACCCCUCAGCCAUGUGUGAUACGCAGACCGAUUCCUGGAGUCUCAGCCAGGGAGCCUUCAGGGCAGCCGGACCCGCUCGCCUUUCCAUACCCAGACGAACCCAACCAACAGCAAGCAAAGGCUGAAGGCUUACCUUCAGCUCAGCACAGGAGUGAUGCAGACCCUGGAAACAUCCCGGUCCAGCCUGUGGAAACCAAACAGCCCACCAGGCCAGACUACACCCUCAAAUACAGGUCUUUCAUCGAUUUACAGGACUUCAGGUGUUCUCGAGACUCGGCUCAAAGCCCCAGGCCGAAAGAGAUCAUCGUCACCGUUGACCUGCCGCUCCUGAAGUCGGCCAGCGACGCCAGCCUCGAGGUGAAAGACAAAACCCUGCUGCUGGAGAGCAGGAAGCCUGCGUACAGGCUGGAGCUCCCGCUGGCCUACCCGGUGGACGAAGACCGAGGAGAGGCCAAGUUCAACAAACAGAAGAGACAGCUGGCCAUCACACUGCCCGUCCUGCCUCCCGGGAGCUUCAGAGAGUCACUCGGUAACGGAGCGGAGGCCUCUCUGACUGAAGAACAGCUCCCUCCCAUCUCUGCUCAGCAUUCCUGUGGCAUCAAAGAGGAGUUCUUCCACGUCCUGGAGAGGCGCGAAGAGACCCAAGAAGCUCCGCAAGGAAACUUUCAGGAGUCUCUCACAGCGUCCGUCCUGAACCGCUGCAUCCCCGAGGCCGCCACGACACAUGGGGAGAGUCAACCACCCGGAGCACCAGACAGGAGGCAGCGGGGGAGGGGCGGAGAGGAAGACCACGGGCCGCCCGCCGCCGCACUGAGGGAGGUGGACCGGGACGGAAACGAGACGGUCAUCAGCGAUCAUUCAACGACCGCCGGGAUCACCUUCCUCACCUCCCUGAUGUUCGAGCUGGACUGA
This is a messenger RNA of Salarias fasciatus (jewelled blenny), 1461 nucleotides long. It is a transcript of the gene dnaaf2, whose product is annotated as dynein axonemal assembly factor 2. Gene Ontology annotation, cellular component: cytoplasm. The transcript has 3 exons. The coding region runs from base 1 to 1461 and encodes 486 amino acids. Lineage: Eukaryota; Metazoa; Chordata; Actinopteri; Blenniiformes; Blenniidae. The record is from RefSeq and is a predicted model, not a curated record. Gene Ontology annotation, biological process: cilium-dependent cell motility; axonemal dynein complex assembly; epithelial cilium movement involved in extracellular fluid movement.